AUGUCGUCCUCCUCUGGACUACGACAGUCCAUCAGAGAUGUCUCGCCAUAUCUUAUCCUCUUAGUCGUCAUUAGCACCCUCGGCCCGCUACAGUUUGGUUUUCAUCUUGCUGAGCUUAAUGCACCUCAAGAUGUCAUCUCCUGUCGGGUCAGGCAGCAGUUUGUAUCGCGAUUCUCCGCCGCCCUAUCCUUCAUGUCAUCGUCGUCCCCGAACAAUGAUCAAGCGACUGUUUCCUCUGCGCUACCCGAUUGCGUGCCUAUGGAUGAUGCUCAAUUCGCCGUUGUAUCGAGUAUGUUUACACUCGGCGGUCUGGCCGGUGCUCUCGGGAGUGGACCCAUCGCCUCCGCUAAGGGUCGCCUUGUGGCCAUGAGACUGACCAGCUUGUUCUAUAUUGUCGGCUCCAUCAUUGAGACUUUUGGGGUUUCCAUUGCUAUGCUAGCCGUCGGUCGUAUCUUCUCGGGUGUCGGUGCCGGUGCCGCUACGGUCAUCGUGCCCAUUUAUAUCAGCGAGGUAGCACCUCCCCGCGAACGUGGUAUUUUCGGCGCCAUGACACAGGUCAGCAUCAAUGUUGGUAUACUGGUUACACAAACUAUGGGAUAUUUCUUGAGCUAUGGCUCUGCAUGGCGAUGGAUACUGGGCGCCGGUAUUAUUAUCGCUGCUGUCCAGGGCUUUGGCUUGUUACUAAUACCAGAGAGCCCGGUUUGGCUAGCGGCAAACCAGAGUGCUACUCAAGCGAGACGUAUAUUACAAAGGAUCCGAGGACGACAUUACGAUAUCGAGGAGGAGACUUCUACGUGGGGGGACUCUACAGUCAUCCCAGAGGAAGAGGGACUUCUUAACGAUCCUUCUAGCGGUCCUAGGAGAGGAUCGACCUCUAGCAAAGCUAGCGUUAAGAAUAAUGGGACUCUCGGCUUCAUGGAGGUAGUAAAAGACCCUUUAUACCGUCCUGCUCUUAUUGCAGCCGUCGGUGUCAUGUGCGCACAACAAUUAUGCGGUAUCAAUUCCAUUAUCAUGUACUCGGUGUCGCUUCUCCGGGACCUCCUACCGAUUAACUCGGCGUUGUUGACGAUCAUAAUAUCAGCCAUCAAUCUCAUCACGACUGUUGCGUGUUCGCCGCUGCCGGAUAAGUUCGGAAGGAAAACAUGUCUCCUCCUUUCCAUCUUCGGGCAGGGUGCAAGCGCGCUCGUGCUGGCCUUGUCUAUCUUAUUCGAGACCAAGAUUCUCUCAGCAAUUACGGUUCUCUUUUUCGUGGCUUUUUUUGCUGUUGGACUCGGCCCGGUACCGUUCAUUCUUGCCUCUGAACUAGUUGGGCAAGAAGCCGUCGGUGCGACCCAGUCCUGUUGUCUGGGUGCAAACUACAUUGCUACGUUUUUAGUGGCCCAGUUCUUCCCGAUUAUUAACGUCGCUCUGAACGAGCGAUUUGGAGGUGCCGGUUGGGUCUACUUCAUAUUUACCGCUUUAGCCGUCCUAUGUGGGUUAUUUGUGUUCUGGCGUGUACCAGAGACUAAGGGGAGGAAUGCGGACGAAGUCUGGGGCCGGGCACGGCGGAUCGAUUAG
Messenger RNA from Daldinia childiae, 1557 nucleotides. RefSeq lists its product as uncharacterized. Lineage: Eukaryota; Fungi; Ascomycota; Sordariomycetes; Xylariales; Hypoxylaceae. Gene Ontology annotation, molecular function: hexose transmembrane transporter activity. Gene Ontology annotation, biological process: monosaccharide transmembrane transport. The record is from RefSeq and is a predicted model, not a curated record. The transcript is spliced from 2 exons. The coding region runs from base 1 to 1557 and encodes 518 amino acids. Gene Ontology annotation, cellular component: membrane.